Messenger RNA from Spinacia oleracea (spinach), 877 nucleotides. RefSeq lists its product as uncharacterized. The transcript has 2 exons. NCBI's taxonomy places the organism in Eukaryota, Viridiplantae, Streptophyta, Magnoliopsida, Caryophyllales, Amaranthaceae. Gene Ontology annotation, molecular function: protein binding. The record is from RefSeq and is a predicted model, not a curated record. The coding region runs from base 475 to 873 and encodes 132 amino acids.
UAAACUUUGCCAAAAGGAGCAGUUAGGUCCCUCAAGUUUCAAAAGGAGCAUUUAGGUCCCUCAAAAUGGAUGGAAAACGCUGCUUUUUGUUUUCCGUCACUAACGGCCGUUAAAAUGAAUAUAAUAAUAUUAAAAAUUAUUAAAAUAAAAGGAGAAUUAAUAUACACGUAGAUUAAUGAUUGAAAACAGAUGAUUUUGAUGAAAAUAAGCCUUUUCCAAUUACUUAGAGGUUUCAACUUACUUUUUCAAUGUGUACACGUGGAAACCUUCCAACUUCUCUCGUUUUUUCUGGUUCCUUCCUAAUAAUGUUUUGGCGGUAAUUUUUUACUGUUCCCAACCCUAUUUCCCCCCUUUUCACUUCCUAUUUAUAUGGUCCCCCCCCCCCCCCAUUUUCACUCUCAGUUGUCUUUUUGCCAUUUACUCACUCAAACACUUAAGAGAAUUUGAAGUUAUUACUCUGAGUUUUCUGCAAAAAUGGGUUCUUGCGUAUCAGGAAAGAGGACUGCUGAUAAGUGGGAAUGUCGCACCCCCAAGAGAACAAGAAUUUCCAGAUGGGACGAAGGAGACCUUGCUUUAAGGGAGGCACACCCCCUUUGCCAUCAUCAAGACAUCCUCAUCACCCAGAUCUUCACCAAGCUGGACUGGGAGGGGCAGGCUGCUGUGCAGAUGGUAUGCAAGCAGUGGCGUAGGUGGGCUAAGUUGCGGUACCGCCUCCCAUACCACUACCCUCAAGGAUGCUACCGCGCGUGGCUGCGGGAGUGGGUGAUCAUGGACAUCAUUGACAAUGAUGGCCGUGACUUCCACGCCUGGAUGGACAAGGACAUGACCGUCUACUUUGACGGCUUCCCCCUCCUUUUCAAGGAGGAGGAGUAGCUGG